GGUACGAAUUCGCGCUGGAAAAGACGCUCGUGGGGCAUCAAAGAUGGGUGUGGGACGCGGCUUUCAGUGCAGAUAGCGCCUAUCUCGUCACUGCCUCUUCGGAUCAUGUAGCCAGAUUAUGGGAAUUGGCGAGCGGAGAGACUGUGCGGCAGUACAAUGGGCACAACAAAGCGGUCGUCUGCUGCGCUCUCAACGAUUCACAGCUGGAACAAUGAGAUGCCCCAAUCCGGUUUCAUCAUGAGCGGAGUGGGGCCCAAAGAUUCUUCGGAGACCCGAGUUUGAUGCGACGGCGAUCUCUGCACAGGAUCAUGACGCGCACUGGAUUGAGAUUUGGCACGAUGUGCUGCCACUGUGGUGGGCCGUGCCCCUUGGCACUCGGCGUAGUCGGCCGCCUCCUCCUCUUCCUCCUCCCCGACUGCGCAGCUUGCCCACGUCACCCUGUCACAAAAGACUGUAGGCAAUGCGGCUGCGCCACACCUCGAAGGGAGAAGAUGCCCCAUCGAUCAUGCCGCCGAAGCUCCAUAUUACACUGCGCUCCCGAAGCGCGUUGGGCUCGGCAAUCUUCCGUUUCUGUCGUUUCGCCAGGGCCAGAUGUGGCUAAGACGUGUAUGCGCGCUCCUCCAGCAAACUCCACCAGGUCAGUGAAGUUCGCGCCUCGAUCUGACCGAAUAGUGACGACGCUCCGCCCGGGUGUCUUUCAUGGACUGUCUGCCAGAUUGCCCGCCUUAUGCUGAGCGUGGAUUCGAGAUGCGUGGCGAACAGCCAGGCACGUGAACGGAUGAUCGUCGUUUUUGAGGUUCGAC
Molecule: messenger RNA, 803 nt
Organism: Ceraceosorus guamensis
Lineage: Eukaryota; Fungi; Basidiomycota; Exobasidiomycetes; Ceraceosorales; Ceraceosoraceae
Exons: 3
Coding region: 282-734 (150 amino acids)
Source: RefSeq, a predicted model, not a curated record